Eutrema salsugineum is the source of this 3989-nucleotide messenger RNA. RefSeq names its product cellulose synthase A catalytic subunit 5 [UDP-forming]. The coding region runs from base 463 to 3684 and encodes 1073 amino acids. The record is from RefSeq and is a predicted model, not a curated record. Gene Ontology annotation, biological process: plant-type primary cell wall biogenesis; cellulose biosynthetic process. Gene Ontology annotation, cellular component: trans-Golgi network; plasma membrane. The transcript has 13 exons. NCBI's taxonomy places the organism in Eukaryota, Viridiplantae, Streptophyta, Magnoliopsida, Brassicales, Brassicaceae. Gene Ontology annotation, molecular function: cellulose synthase (UDP-forming) activity.
UCGUCUUCUUCAUUACGCGUCUUCUUCUUGUUCUUCAUAUUCCACAUCUGCCUCCUCCUCUUUAAUUAUCAACAGCUCUCCUCUCACUAUCUAUCGAUUUCUCUUAUUUAUUGUUUAACUUGCGUGGACACAUUUGGAGAACCAAACCCCAAAACAAAAAAGAAGAAGGAAAAGCUAGCAUAUAGCAAAGCUGAUUUCAACCAAACACCUUCUUCACACGGCUUCCCUCAAUUUUUUUUUUUUUACCAAAAAGUUUCUUCAUUGCUUUGAUAUAAGCUGAGAAACCUCACUCACAAUCCUCUGAGAUUCGUCUGUGAAGCUGCUUAUUGCAUGUUUUGAUGGGAGCUGAAACGACUGGAUCUCUCGAGACCGAGUUGGGCUGAGUUGACCCGGGAUUGUCUCUCUCUGUUUUUCGAUAUUGCGUGUCCGUGAAUUCGUCAUUCUAUCGACUUUGUCGGAAAUAUGAAUACUGGUGGUCGGCUCAUUGCCGGUUCUCACAACAGGAACGAGUUCGUGUUAAUUAAUGCAGACGAGAGUGCCAGAAUAAGAUCAGUGGAAGAACUAAGUGGGCAGAUAUGCCAAAUAUGUGGAGAUGAGAUAGAGCUGACAGAUGAUGGAGAGUCUUUUGUGGCAUGUAAUGAAUGUGCUUUCCCUGUCUGUAGACCUUGCUACGAGUACGAGAGAAGAGAGGGAAACCAAUCUUGUCCUCAAUGCAAAACCCGUUACAAGCGCAUCAAAGGGAGUCCAAGGGUUGAAGGAGAUGAAGAAGAUGAUGGAAUUGAUGAUCUUGAUUUUGAGUUUGACUAUAGGAGUGGCAUUGGAUCUGAACAGGUCUCUGACACUUUCUCUCGCCGCAACUCAGAGUUUGAUUUGGCUUCUGCUCCACCUGGCUCUCAGAUUCCAUUGUUGACUUAUGGAGACGAGGACGUUGAGAUAUCUUCUGAUAGACAUGCUCUUAUUGUUUCUCCAUCACCUGGUCAUGUCAAUAGGUUUCAUCAAGCGCCUUUUGCUGACCCGGCCGCACAUCCAAGACCAAUGGUACCUCAAAAAGACCUUGCGGUUUAUGGAUAUGGAAGUGUCGCGUGGAAGGAUCGAAUGGAGGAAUGGAAGAGAAAGCAGAACGAGAAAUUUCAGGUGGUUAAACAUGACGGAGAUUCUAGUUUUGGCGAUGGAGAUGAUGCUGAAAUCCCCAUGAUGGACGAGGGAAGGCAGCCUCUGUCUAGGAAAAUACCGAUAAAGUCAAGCAAAAUAAACCCGUACAGGAUGCUAAUCAUUCUCCGUCUAGUGAUUCUCGGUCUCUUUUUCCAUUACCGUAUUCUUCACCCCGUCAAAGAUGCUUAUGCCUUGUGGCUAGUAUCCGUGAUAUGCGAGAUAUGGUUUGCGGUUUCAUGGGUUCUUGAUCAGUUCCCUAAAUGGUAUCCUAUAGAGAGAGAGACAUACUUGGACCGGCUUUCGUUGAGGUACGAGAAAGAAGGGAAACCGUCAGAACUAGCUGGUGUAGAUGUCUUCGUGAGUACAGUGGAUCCCUUGAAAGAGCCUCCGCUUAUCACAGCAAACACUGUUCUGUCUAUUCUUGCGGUUGAUUAUCCGGUAGACAGAGUUGCUUGUUAUGUCUCUGAUGACGGUGCUGCUAUGCUUACUUUCGAAGCACUCUCAGAAACUGCUGAGUUCGCAAGGAAAUGGGUUCCUUUCUGUAAGAAAUACAACAUCGAGCCACGUGCUCCUGAAUGGUAUUUUUGCCACAAGAUGGAUUAUUUGAAGAACAAAGUCCAUCCUGCAUUUGUUAGGGAGCGCCGAGCCAUGAAGAGAGAUUAUGAAGAGUUCAAGGUUAAGAUCAAUGCUUUAGUUGCGACUGCACAGAAAGUGCCUGAAGAAGGCUGGACUAUGCAAGACGGUACUCCGUGGCCUGGUAAUAACGUGCGGGAUCAUCCCGGAAUGAUCCAGGUCUUCCUUGGAAAUAACGGUGUUCGUGAUGUUGAAAACCACGAGCUGCCUCGGCUGGUUUAUGUUUCUCGUGAGAAGAGACCUGGAUUUGACCAUCAUAAGAAGGCUGGAGCCAUGAAUUCCUUGAUAAGAGUCUCGGGGGUUUUAUCAAAUGCUCCUUAUCUUCUAAAUGUCGACUGUGAUCACUACAUCAACAAUAGUAAAGCUCUUAAAGAAGCAAUGUGUUUCAUGAUGGAUCCUCAGUCAGGAAAGAAAAUCUGUUACGUUCAGUUCCCUCAAAGAUUCGAUGGGAUCGAUAGGCACGAUAGAUACUCUAAUCGCAAUGUUGUAUUCUUCGAUAUUAAUAUGAAAGGUUUGGAUGGAUUACAAGGGCCUAUAUAUGUUGGAACUGGGUGUGUUUUUAGGAGGCAGGCACUUUACGGAUAUGAUGCACCUAAAAAGAAGAAGGCUCCACGUAUGACUUGUAAUUGCUGGCCUAAGUGGUGUUUAUUUUGCUGUGGUUUAAGAAAGAAUCGCAAGUCAAAGACAACGGAUAGGAAAAAGAAAAACAGGGAAGCAUCAAAGCAGAUACACGCGUUAGAAAAUAUCGAAGAGGGCACCACCAACGGCACAGAUAAUGCGGUGAAAUCACCAGAAGCGACGCAACUGAAGUUGGAGAAGAAGUUUGGACAGUCUCCUGUUUUUGUUGCCUCCGCGAGUAUGGAGAAAGGUGGGCUUGCCAGGAACGCGAGUCCAGCUUCUCUGCUUAGAGAAGCAAUCCAAGUCAUUAGUUGUGGAUACGAAGAUAAGACCGAAUGGGGCAAAGAGAUCGGGUGGAUCUACGGUUCUGUGACUGAAGAUAUCCUUACGGGCUUCAAGAUGCAUUCUCAUGGGUGGAGAUCAGUUUACUGUACACCAAAGAUUCCGGCUUUUAAAGGAUCAGCGCCUAUCAAUCUCUCUGACCGUCUUCAUCAAGUUCUUCGUUGGGCGCUUGGUUCUGUUGAGAUUUUCAUGAGCAGACAUUGCCCUAUUUGGUAUGGUUACGGAGGAGGUUUGAAAUGGCUUGAGAGAUUGUCUUACAUCAACUCUGUGGUUUAUCCAUGGACCUCUAUUCCACUCCUGGUUUACUGUUCUCUCCCUGCUAUUUGUCUUCUCACUGGGAAAUUCAUCGUCCCCGAGAUUAGCAACUAUGCAAGUAUACUCUUCAUGGCACUUUUCUCGUCGAUUGCUGUGACGGGCAUUCUUGAGAUGCAAUGGGGUAAAGUUGGGAUCGAUGAUUGGUGGAGAAACGAACAGUUUUGGGUGAUUGGAGGUGUAUCAUCACAUCUCUUUGCUCUCUUCCAAGGUCUACUCAAGGUUUUAGCAGGUGUCAACACAAACUUCACAGUCACAUCUAAAGCAGCAGACGAUGGUGAAUUCUCUGAGCUAUACAUCUUCAAAUGGACCUCUCUCUUGAUCCCACCGACCACGCUGUUCAUCAUAAACGUGAUUGGAGUCAUUGUUGGAGUCUCUGAUGCGAUCAGUAACGGAUAUGACUCAUGGGGACCUCUUUUCGGAAGAUUGUUCUUUGCUCUUUGGGUCAUUAUUCAUCUCUAUCCUUUCCUCAAAGGUUUGCUUGGGAAACAAGACAGAAUGCCUACUAUCAUUCUUGUCUGGUCCAUCCUUCUCGCCUCUAUCCUUACGCUUCUUUGGGUCCGAGUCAAUCCCUUUGUGGCCAAAGGCGGUCCCAUCCUCGAGAUCUGCGGUUUGGACUGUCUUUGAUUGAUCUUGGUUUGAUGAUACAUAAAACGUUUUUCCACAAGAGGUAAGUAAAGAGGAAAGUGUCACAGAUUUGUUUUGUUACUGUGUUUGUUGUUGUCGAGGGGAAAAACCCUAUUAUUAUAUUGAACAAGAAAAAAGGGUUUAGAUAUAUAAUGUUUAAGUUUUUGGAAGGUGGUGUUGUAUUGUAGAUAUAGAAGGUGUUAGCUAUUUGUUCUUGCUAUUUUUUUGGGGGAUGAAAGUGAAACAGAAAAGAGAGAUGUUGUAUUAUUAAUUCUUUCAUUGAAUAUUUUGAGAAAUCUUCUGCA